This is a messenger RNA of Cheilinus undulatus (humphead wrasse), 3811 nucleotides long. Its product is annotated as ankyrin repeat domain-containing protein 13C-like. Gene Ontology annotation, molecular function: protein binding. NCBI's taxonomy places the organism in Eukaryota, Metazoa, Chordata, Actinopteri, Labriformes, Labridae. The record is from RefSeq and is a predicted model, not a curated record. Bases 495 to 2060 code for a protein of 521 amino acids. Gene Ontology annotation, cellular component: cytoplasm. The transcript has 13 exons.
GCUCGCAGACAGCUAGCAGGAAUGUUAGCUCAGCUGGCUUUUAUGUACCUCACCGUCCGCCAGUAUUUUGCCGCAAAGCAAAGUGAUUCGAUACUAUUUUAAAACGCAUAUCAAAAGCACAGUAGAAGAGACAACAAUGUAGUCGUUUCAGUUACGUUCUUGUAUCUAGAUGUAUAUUGGUUUAGUGCAUGUGCGUUCGUUUACGUUAAGUGUUUUUUCUGUUUUCAUCGCCGCACCCUCCGUAUUCAUUUUUUAUUGGGGGCAAGCUAGCUAACGUUUGCAGGGAGCUAACGCUAACGUUGGUCUGGACCAGGGCAGCAGGUGUAACGUUAUUUCAACAAGAGAAAGAUACGAACGAUUUCGCUGUUAGUCUGAAGUGCCAAGAAACCCUUUUGAUAUUUGUACAUUGCCCGAGAUUUAUGCCCCAUCUUCGUCCGGCUGUAGUUCAGUUAUUAUCUUAUUAAGCCUUUUAACGUCAGAUAGGCAUCACCAUCAUGACAGGUGAGAAGAUACGCACCAUGCGAAAGGACCAUAACAAACCGAAUAAAAAUGAAGAGAUAAUGGAUACCAACGAUGAUACCUCUAACGGGACUAUUACUAACGGUACCGGUAUCCAUUUAAAAUCUAACAAGGCUUUUCAGAAAUCAGUCAAAACCUCAGCACUGCAGCAGCAGCUUAAUGCAAACAACAUUAACGGGAAUUCAUCGUCGAUCGGCACCGUUGUCAAUGAUGACAAUAAAAACCCGAUCAUCCUGACCAGUGAGGACUUGGAGUUCCCUGUUCAUGAGUGCGUGUUCAAAGGAGAUGUACGUCGACUCUCCUCCCUCAUCAGGACCCAUAGCAUCUCUCAGAAAGACGUGCAUGGAAACACACCUCUACACCUGGCUGUGAUGUUGGGCCACAAAGAGUGUGCCCUCUUACUUUUGGCCCACAAUGCUCCUGUAAAGAUAAAGAACGCACAGGGAUGGAGCCCUUUAGCAGAAGCCAUCAGCUACGGUGACAGGCAGAUGAUCACAGCAAUACUGCGGAAGUUAAAACAGCAAUCCAGAGAGAGUGUGGAGGAUAAGAGGCCAAAGUUGCUGAAAGCUCUGAGGGAGCUUGGUGACUUUUAUCUGGAGCUGCAUUGGGACUUCCAGAGCUGGGUGCCUUUGCUAUCCAGGAUGCUACCAUCUGAUGCUUGUAAAAUCUACAAGCAGGGGAUUAAUAUCAGACUCGACACAACUCUUAUAGACUUCAAUGAUAUGAAGUGUCAGCGCGGAGAUCUGAGCUUCAUUUUCAACGGGGACGCAGCACCCUCCCAGUCCUUUGUGGUUCUUGACAAUGAGGCAAAAGUGUACCAAAGAAUACACCAUGAGGAGUCAGAGAUGGAAACGGAAGAAGAGGUGGAUAUUCUGAUGAGCAGUGAUGUCUAUUCUGCAACUCUGUCCACUAAGUCCAUCACCUUCUCUCGCAGUCAGAUCGGCUGGCUGUUUAGAGAAGAUAAAACGGAGCGGGUUGGAAACUUCCUGGCUGACUUCUAUGCAGUGAACGGGCUUGUGCUUGAGUCCCGAAAACGGCGAGAACACCUGAGCGAGGAGGACAUCCUGAGGAACAAAGCCAUCAUGGAGAGCCUGAGUAAAGGAGGCAGCAUCAGCGAACAAAACUUUGAGCCUGUGAGAAGGCAGUCGCUCACAGCUCCAGCACCCAACACAAUUUCUUGGGAGGAGUACAUCACUGCAGAGCAUGGAAAGCCUCCUCAUCUUGGUAGAGAGCUCAUGUGCAAGGAGAGCAAGAAGAACUUCAAAGCUACUGUAGCCAUGAGCCAGGAUUUCCCCCUAGGCAUAGAGUCGUUACUCAACGUGUUGGAGGUCAUAGCCCCGUUCAAGCACUUCAACAAACUCCGGGAGUUUGUGCAGAUGAAACUUCCACCAGGGUUUCCAGUCAAACUCGACAUCCCCGUCUUCCCCACCAUCACAGCAACUGUCACCUUUCAGGAAUUCCGCUACGACGAAUUUGAAGAAUCGAUGUUUGUCAUCCCCGCUGAAUACAAAGAAGAUCCCAGUCGCUUCCCUGACCUCUGACCUGCAAACACAACUGCCACAAACAGGAAAUGACCACUAAGCUUAAAUGUUAGGGAGGUGGGAAACAAAAUGAGGAAUCCUUUUACUCACAUGUAUUAUCCUAUCAGUUGUAUUUCUUUUUUUUUUUUUUUUUUUUUUUUUUUUAAAGGGAACUGAUCUCAGUGAUCAGUUGUCAUUCAUUUGCUGAGGGAUCCAAAGCAAAACAAUGCAAACAGAUUUUAUAGGGCGCUAUCGCACUUGUAUGCCUCAUUUCUUCUGCAUGGUAAGGCUCGAUUGGACUCAGCUUUUGCUGAAUUUUCUAGUGAAAAAAGUUGCAACCUGGUACUGUUUUUGUAUCAUCUUAUCUGAGGUUUUAAGCAGCCUGAGCUGUUAUCACAAAAUGAAAACAUUUCAGAAGACUGACAAGUAAAAGUGAAUAUAUGAUACAGGACGGCUUUCACCUUUAGUAAUGGGUUGGUUAGUUGGCAGCAGUGAUUCCAGCAUGUUCACAGUAAACACAUUUUAACACAUCACUUAAGUAUGUAGCGUAUUAAAGAUUCAUAUGUAGAGUUCAUUGAAAACUAUGUUGCAUUUAGUCCCUGCGUGUUUGUUUUGAUUAUACACAAACAGGCCACACAUAAAGGGUGCAGUGUAAAAUAAGUACAGUAUGUACUAGAACCAGCUCCAUGCAGGUAGAGUCAACAAGGGCCAAUACCUCACUGGUAGGAAAAGCGGCAAUAUAUGCAUAUCUGCAUUAUUUUUUAGUGAAAUAAGUGAUAGUUUUUAUUGUGAUUGCUGUUCAUCACCUGAGCAGUUACAGUACUGCUCUGAGCUGCUCUUCUCUCCUGUUAUAAGACACCUUCUGAACUCCUCAUUAUUACUGUUACUAUGAGCUCAAGCUCCUCUCGAAGGACUGACAACAUUUCUUUCAGCUGCACUGACACCAUCAUCUGUAGAUAAUUGCACAUCUCAUCUGUUAUUCAUAACGAAAAGAAUCACAAGUAUAACGUUAUCAUCAAACUGAGCUUAAUAUUCAUUUAUAAAUUCUGUACUAUAUAUAUAUAAAUAUAUAUAUAAAUAUAUAUACUCAAAGGAGUAACACUGUGUAGCAAUACAUUUCCAGUACUUAAGAAUGUUUUUAACCAGCUGGGAGACGGUUUAGCAUAAAAACACAUUCUUAACAGUUCAACCCCUGAGCCUUUUCCCCUGUACAGGACGCAGCCUCCUGUGUUUUCAGGUUCACUCAUGUUACCUCUCUGCUGUCUUCAUGUUUGUCGUGCUCGUAUGGACUCUGUGCUCCGUGUGAGUGAGUUAUAGUGACUGUAAAAAAGGUUGUUGUCUGUACGUUUGUGUGUGGGAGAACCCCGAUGGAACAUCAGGUAAACUGUAAUAAGUUUAAUACUGCACUGAUAUUAAGUAUAUUUAAGGCAUGCUAUGGCUGCAAUUGGCCAAGUGGAUCACAUGCAUCAUUAAGAUAUAUUCUCUAAACAUUUGUUAUAUUCCCUGCAGACUUGUUAUAUAGAUUAAAGAAAAACUGAAAAUUGUAACACUAAACUUUGAAACACCUUUUCAGUGCUUAUAAAAUCUCUCCUUGGUGGUAGUCUGCAAAUACUUUACUUUUUUAUCCAAGGAGAGUAAACUAAGCUGUGAAGUUGAUAUUGCAAAAAUUUCUAAAACUGUCCAGAAGGGAAAUGUUCUGAUCUAUUGAAUUGUCUCUGGCUUCAGUUAAUAUGUACUGCAACCAUACCUACUUCACAUCCCUUUAAUAAAGC